Sclerotinia sclerotiorum 1980 UF-70 is the source of this 288-nucleotide messenger RNA. RefSeq lists its product as hypothetical. The transcript is spliced from 2 exons. Bases 1 to 288 code for a protein of 95 amino acids. The record is from RefSeq and is a predicted model, not a curated record. NCBI's taxonomy places the organism in Eukaryota, Fungi, Ascomycota, Leotiomycetes, Helotiales, Sclerotiniaceae.
AUGCCGACCGUCAGGGCUACUCUUACCUUCAUAGAACUAUCUAAAACGCUCAAUCUUGGAGGAAAUAUCAUUCCACGUUCUCUCGUGGCAUCCAAUAAUUCCUCCAUCUCCUUAGUUAAUGGCAUCAAAUCUAUCUUGAAUAAUAGUGGCAUCCUGGCAGGUGUCUCCAUGAAUGUUAGCCAGGCACCUACCCAUUCUAAUGCUGUUCAUCCAGAAUGGCGCAACUCCUUGUUUCUGGCGUUCCUGGGCACGCAAGUCGUUCUCACCUUUGUACAAAGCCUAAUGUAA